Messenger RNA from Trichosurus vulpecula (common brushtail), 1564 nucleotides. RefSeq names its product zinc finger protein 501-like. The transcript has 2 exons. Lineage: Eukaryota; Metazoa; Chordata; Mammalia; Diprotodontia; Phalangeridae. The coding region runs from base 1 to 1413 and encodes 470 amino acids. Gene Ontology annotation, biological process: regulation of transcription by RNA polymerase II. Gene Ontology annotation, cellular component: nucleus. The record is from RefSeq and is a predicted model, not a curated record. Gene Ontology annotation, molecular function: RNA polymerase II cis-regulatory region sequence-specific DNA binding; DNA-binding transcription activator activity, RNA polymerase II-specific.
AUGGUCCCUACCAUCAAGGAACUUACUUUUCUGUCACAAUGUCUUGUUCAAUAUUCUAGGAAGCAUACUGGAGAGAAACCUAAUGAAUGUGAGAGAGCCAUCAGUCACAGUGCACCCUUUAUUUCCCAUCACAGAAUUCAUACUGCGGAGGAACUCUUUAAUUAUAAUGAAUGCAGAGAAACUUUAGGUCAAAAUACACAACUCACUUGCCAUCAGAGGAUUUCUAAUGGACAGAAACCCCAUAAAUGUAAUGACUGUGGCAAGACCUCUCUGAGAACACAGUUAAUUAGACAUCAGACAAGUCAUAAUGGAGAGAAACCUUAUAAAUGUGCUGAAUGUGGAAAAGCCUUCUGCCAGAGCACACAACUUACUCAACAUCAGACAGUCCAUACUGGAGACAAACCUUAUGAAUGUAUCAGAUGUGGUAAGGCCUUCCGCCGGAGUGCACACCUUGCUGAACAUCAGACAAUUCACACUGGAGAAAAACCCCAUGAAUGUAAUGAAUGUGGGAAAGUCUUCAGUCAUAGAUCGUCCCUUACUUACCAUCACAGAAUUCAUACUGGAGAAAAGCCCUAUAAAUGUAAUGAAUGUGGGAAGGCCUUCCGUCAAAGAACACAGCUUACUCGACAUCAGACAAUUCAUACUGGAGAGAGACCUUAUGAAUGCAAUGAAUGUGGGAAAUCCUUCCGCCUAAGCACACAACUCACUAGACAUCAGGCCAUUCAUAUGGGAGAGAAACCUUAUGAAUGUAGUGAAUGUGGUAAGGCCUUUCAUCAGAGUACACAGCUUAGUCGACAUCAGACAAUUCAUAAUGGAGAGAAACCUUAUGAAUGUAAUGAAUGUGGAAAGGCCUUCCGCCAGAUCACACACCUUACUGAACAUCAAAUAAUUCAUACUGGAGAGAAACCCUACAAAUGUAAUGAAUGUGGAAAGGCCUUCCGCUGGAACACACAGCGUACUCGGCAUCAGACAAUUCAUAAUGGAGAGAAACCUUAUGAAUGUAACAAGUGUGGGAAGGCCUUCCGCCAGAAAACACAGCUUACUCGACAUCAGACAAUUCAUACGGGAGAGAAACCUUAUGAAUGUAAUGAAUGUGGGAAAGCCUUCCGUCUGAGCACCCAGCUUACUCAACAUCAUAUAAGUCAUACUGGAGAAAAACCUUAUGAAUGUAGUGAAUGUGGGAAGGCCUUCCGGUGGAGUACUCAACGCACUCGGCAUCAGACAAUGCAUAAUGGACAGAAACCUUACGGAUGUGGAAAAAGCUUCUGUGAGAAAAAACAUCUUACUCAACAUCAAACAAGUCACAUUGGUGAGACAUCUGCUAAACAUAAUAAAUAUGAACAAGCUUUCUUCCAGAGAGGACAGCAUACUCAACGUCAGACAAUUCUUAAUAAAGAAAUCACAUUUAGGUAAUAUAUGGGGGAUGGUUUUCCACCAAAGCAUACAGCUUACUCUGCAUCAAAUGGUUCAUCCUGGAAAGAAACUUCUGUGAAUGUGAUAAAUAUAAAAAAACCACACUUUUACUUAAAAAAUCAGAAUUUAUACUGAUGGCAGACUCCACAAA